This is a messenger RNA of Dinoponera quadriceps, 2531 nucleotides long. RefSeq names its product cytosolic purine 5'-nucleotidase (gene Nt5b). Gene Ontology annotation, molecular function: 5'-nucleotidase activity. The transcript is spliced from 11 exons. The record is from RefSeq and is a predicted model, not a curated record. Bases 6 to 2246 code for a protein of 746 amino acids. NCBI's taxonomy places the organism in Eukaryota, Metazoa, Arthropoda, Insecta, Hymenoptera, Formicidae.
CGACGAUGAGCGGCGCGUGGAGGAGAUUCGUAAAUAUCGCAGCCUGCCACGGGCUUUUACCUCCUCCUGCUCCCCUCGCUAUUACCGCUCCGCGGCUCUCGGCGCUCCGCCGACAACGAACCGACGGCUCGCGCUGCGACCGAACGGCGCUACGGACGAGCUCCUCGUCCACCGCUGUGACCGCCUCCGCUGGCGACGACAACGACGACGACCACCACGCUGUUUUCACGGGUGCUCCCAGUGCUCCGCGUGUUAUCCGCGCCUCGAUUAUCCGACAGCUGAUCAUGGAGCUUGAGAACUGCAACAUGCACGGAGACCAGGAGAACACGGGGCCUAACACGCCGCAGCACGAGAAUGAUCCCAGUGGCAAUAAAAAGUGGUACCGGCAGGCCAGCCAAAGUAACAAGGACGAUAUUCCGAUAUUUGACGGUGCAGGGCCGAGAGUGCGAUUCCCGGAUGACUCGAACGUAUUCCCCGAGGAAUCGAUUCACCGAACCAUCCUCAGCCUUAACGUAGGACUGACCAGGAACGAUCGUAGCGAGCAAGACCUGGACGGCUACAACGAGGGCACUCAUGGCGCCCGCACUGAUAAGCGCGAAUUGGGGCACAGAAUCUUCGUCAACCGGAGUCUCCACUUGGAGAACAUCAAGUUCUAUGGCUUCGACAUGGACUACACGCUGGCGGAGUAUAAAUCGCCGCAGUACGAACAAUUGGGCUUUACGCUGCUCAAGGAUCGUUUGGUGUCUUUGGGAUACCCGCAGGAGAUCAAAGCCUUCGAGUACGAUCCAAGCUUUCCCGUUCGCGGACUGUGGUUCGAUAGCCUAUACGGGAAUCUCUUGAAAGUAGACGCGUACGGGAACAUCUUGGUUUGCGUUCACGGCUUCGAGUUCUUGAAACACUCUCAGGUUUACGAGCUUUAUCCGAACAAGUUUCUACAAUUAGAUGAAUCUAGAGUAUACGUGCUCAACACCUUGUUCAACCUGCCGGAAACGUACCUGCUGGCGUGUCUGAUAGAUUUUUUCACAAACUCGCCGCAAUACAGUAGAGAGAAGACCGGAGUGAAAGAAGGUGAGCUCACCAUGAGCUUCAGGAGUAUAUUUCAAGACGUUAGGAGCGCGGUAGACUGGAUACACCUUCACGGUGACCUGAAAACGAAAACUAUCGAAAACUUGGACGAAUACGUGAAGAAGGACGAGAGGUUGCCUAUGUUCCUUACGAGAAUCCGAGAGAGCGGAGCGAGGGUGUUUCUAUUAACUAACAGUGAUUACGUUUUCACGGACAAAAUUAUGACUUACUUGUUCGAUUUUCCACAUGGCGCAUGGCCUGACGAACCGCAUAGAAAUUGGAAAACCUAUUUCGAUACGAUUGUAGUGGAUGCCAGGAAGCCACUAUUCUUCGGAGAAGGGACAAUCUUGCGACAAGUCGACACGAAGACAGGUGCUCUGAAACUUGGCACACACAAGGGGCCUCUGCAUACGGGUGAGGUGUACUCAGGAGGUUCCUGCGACGUGUUCACGGAAUUAAUCGGCGCCAAGGGGAAAGAUGUGUUAUACGUCGGCGACCACAUAUUUGGUGAUAUCUUAAAGAGCAAGAAGAUACGAGGCUGGAGGACUUUCUUAAUAGUUCCGGAAUUGGUUCAAGAGUUACACGUUUGGACAGACAAAUGUCAAUUGUUCGCCGAACUGCAGAGCCUCGAUGUUAUGCUCGGAGAAAUGUACAAAAAUUUAGAUAGCAGCACAAAGGAAAAGCCGGACAUUUCCAAGUUACGCACGUCCAUAAGGGACGUCACGCACAAAAUGGACUUGGCAUACGGCAUGAUGGGUUCUCUGUUCCGUAGCGGGAGCAGGCAAACAUUCUUCAGCAGCCAAGUCGUUAGGUAUGCCGAUCUGUACGCAGCGACCUUCUUGAAUCUGAUUUACUACCCCUUCUCGUACAUGUUCAGAGCACCCGCCAUGCUGAUGCCUCAUGAAAGUACAGUAGCUCAUGAACAGAGGUUUGUCAUGGAGACACCAAUGAUAAGUCGUUCUAGAACAUUUAAAUUGGCAGAAGAGGAAGAAGAACACAAUCGACCUACCUCUAAAACUUUAUUCGUGGACCAUUAUAACAGUCAAAUUCCACAUGCAAGACCGGAAACACCACGUAACGUCACGCAUACACACGACGAGGAUUGCAGCGACGAAGACAGCGACUCGCAGAAGCAAGCUAAUCAUGUGAGAGCGAGCACGAGAAACGCAAAUUGCAACUGAAGUUUACUAACGUUUCCACUCCCCACGCGGUCUCGUCCAGCGUAAUAGUAGUCGACUGACAAACGAAUUGAACGAAACAUAAUACGUAGCGUACUAAAUAAGGUGGUUUGAAUUGUAAAGAGUUGUUAUUAGCAUACGCGACGAGUCACGCCAAAGCAGUUUUCGUAAUUUUGUACGACAGGAAUACUUUUUUUUCCUCUUCUCUUGAGAAGAAAGAUCAUUGUUUCUCGCCGAUGCGGCGAUAUUAUGCCUGAUUUAUAUAACGACACGACUACGGAAAGCUAA